CUCCUGAUGGAUGGAGACAAGAUCAAAUGUGGAAGACUUUUAAAAGAUAUGACAGAGUCCCAGAGAUCUAUGGCCUAAACAAGAAAGACAAGUAUGGGAGACAGUUUGGGUUUGUGAGAUUUCAGAAUGUUAAGAAUGUGAAGGAAUUGGAAAGGGCACUUGAUGAGAUUACUAUUGAUGGAACCAAACUGCAUGUGAACCACCCGAGAUUUGAUAGAAUGUCAAAAAGAUUGAGACUAGGAAAUAAAGAUGAAAAAGAGGAUGUAGAGUGGAAAGGUGCAAAAGAGAAGCCAAAAGCAAGGCCUUUAUAUGGCAAUGGCUACAAAACCUAUGCAAAUGUCCUAAGAGGAUAUCCCAUAAAGAACAACCUAGCACAACCAACAAGGAGCUAUGUUGGGAUUGUAAGGCGAGUGGAUCUCAUCCCAACAAUGCAAGACAAGUUCUUCAUGGAAGGUCAUUGGGAUUGGAGCAAGUUUGCAAUACUAUCAGAUGAUGUUGAGGUUAAAGACGAGGACGUGGCCAAUGAGGAUGAGGCUACUAUUGACAUGGCAAUUAAGGAUGAGGUGGCAGAAAAAACAACAUGGAAGUGGAGGGGUUGCUAGUAUAGGACAUUAUUGUUGGGAGUAUUGAAGAAAGCAAAGGGAAUAGUCUUAGCAGUGGUGUGAUGGCGUGUGUUGAUAGUAAUAAUGAAUCCAUAUCAAA
Rubroshorea leprosula is the source of this 702-nucleotide messenger RNA. The record is from the annotation of a GenBank genome assembly. Lineage: Eukaryota; Viridiplantae; Streptophyta; Magnoliopsida; Malvales; Dipterocarpaceae.